Cyprinus carpio (common carp) is the source of this 1707-nucleotide messenger RNA. RefSeq names its product SE-cephalotoxin-like. NCBI's taxonomy places the organism in Eukaryota, Metazoa, Chordata, Actinopteri, Cypriniformes, Cyprinidae. The record is from RefSeq and is a predicted model, not a curated record.
UACAUGUUUGCCCUUGAAAAGGAAGCUGUUUUAGCUUGGUCGAAAUAUUUAAUGGUCACUGGAAAAUCAGAGAACUUUGUUGAGAAGGUUUUUAAGGACUAUGUUUCACGGCAGUGGAGACUCUUCAAUAAAAAUGGAUGUGGCCCUCUAAAGGCUGCAGAUCUUCAGAACAACCAUUGCAAGGAGCAGUACCACAGCACAGCCCAGCAGCAGGUGAAAAUUAAAUGUGGUGGAUUAUUGAAGCCCUUCCCCGAGUCUGUGGGGUGUUCUGGAGGACAGUGGAGCGCUUUACCUGUGUGCUACUCUGAGCAGGUAAAUGGGCGAGUUGAGUGCAAAUCUGAAGGUGGAGUCACCGUCUGUAAGGCCUCAUGCUCGCCUGGCUGGGGCUCUGCCACACACCCUCUGCCUGCUGAGUAUAAAUGCCCCAAAACACCCUGUCCAUCCUUCACACCACACAAGUGUCACAAUUGCACACAGAACAGUGUGUGUAAAUACCAUGAGGUCUGCACUGGCUCCUUUGGCACAUGUCGUGAAACAUGCCUAGUUAAACCCUGUGGAGUGAAUGCCAAAUGCUUGUCCUCCAAUCAUGAUAGGAGCUGCACUUGUGUGAGCCCGUGGAAAGGAGACCCAUACCAGGGCUGCAGGAGUCAAGAUCUCCAGUGGGUUCAGACCAGAGGAGUCCCCAACAAUGCUGUUCGUUCUAAAACCCAACUUGCAGUGUGCAGAGCCAUUGGACCUGACAGUGGGUGGCACAGUGGAUUUGUAAAGAAUCAACGCUGCACCUAUGAAUAUGACUGGAGAGAGUAUCAGGCCAAUAGUUAUGAGGUGCUGGUUGAUCCGUGUGGAGGACGUGGUUGGAAAUGGAUGGAAGGGGCACAGUGGAACAUGGUCUCAUAUGGUGAAUCAAAAAGGUUUCCUGGAGUCAAAUACUACGUGUGUAGUGCGACACGUGAUGGCCUUGUAGGGAAGCUUUUCAACACGAGACAAGGCUUUCUUUGCCAUAUUGCCAGGUACAGAGAUACCAGAGAUGGAAGUUUCUAUGCUUUGGUUCCACAACCAUGUGCCUGAAGAACGAUACAUGGUUGUGACUCACUGUUCAGUGCUCAAGUUUCUCUAGUUCAUUUUUCAAGCUUUAAAUUGGUAAAGGUGCUGUAUUUAUCUUUCGCAAGACAUACUAGAUCUUAAUGCAUAGAAGUUCCUAACUCUCGCAAAACAUUUAAGAAAGUGGCAGAAACACAUAUUGUUAUUGUUAGUCUUUUUAUUCAGUUAUUUUGCAUUGGUAUCUUUUUAGGAUUAAAAAGAGUUCAAAAACAUAUUGGCUAUUAAUAUUUGAUGAAAGUUAACUAAUGGAGUACAGUACAUUCCCACCUACAGGAUAUGCUAUGUACAGCUGCAGUAAAACCCAAUGUUCUCUGCACAGUCAAUAUAUUAUGAACUCAGUGCCAUAAUGUCCUUUGCUGCCAUCAUGAUGUAAAAUUUGAAAGUGUGCAAAUUUCAAUUACAAAUAAGUGCAUUAAUGUAUGUUACUAGCUUCAUAUCGUUUGUCUUGCUACAGUUACUAUUAUGCAUGAAUUUUAUGAUAUAAAUAUUAAUAUAUCAUCUAUAUCAUAUUAAUAAAAAAAUUAUUCUUUUUUUAUUAGUGCAAUAGACUAUAUUUCUAUCCUUCAAAGCCUUGUUUUCGUUUGCAUUAAAACCAUAAAACAUCAA